GACGAGGGAGAAGAACAUGGCUGUGCGCUGGAGAAAGUCACUAUGAUUGACGAUUGUUGCAGCGAACAAUCGAAUAGCACCAAAAUAAGUCAUAAACAAUGGAGAGGAAGACUAAAGAGAGAGAGACGACGUCAGAAAAGACAAGAACAUGCCAGGCAGUCUACAGCAAGUACAGGAACGGAAAGUUUAGAAAUUGAAAUUGUGGAUGAAGAGUUUGACAGACUGAAGCAACAAAGAGAUGAAGCUGAGAGAGCAUACCUCCAUUCGCAGUGGCUCGAGCGAGAGAAACAAGCACAGCAGCAAUGGAAGAGAAAGAAGGAAAGAGAAAUAGUGGAAAAACAGAAGCGAGAGGAACAAGAAAAAAAGAUCAAGGAAGAAUGGGAAGAACAACAGAGAAAGGAAAAAGAAGAACAAGAAAAGAAAGACCAGAAGGAUAAAGAAAAGAAGUCUCGCCAGGAGGAUCUUCUUCGUCAGGCUACAGCCAAUGAAAAUAAGGAUGGAGAUGACCAGCCAUGGCAUAACCCCAUUGUCCGAGUUGUCCAGGGGAAGGAGAGAGACAAGUGUCCAUUUUUUGCUAAAACAGCAGCAUGCCGGUUUGGUGACAGGUGUUCACGUACACAUCCCCAGACUGAGAGCAGCACCACUCUGUUGUUUCGCGGCAUGUACAGUCACUUUGAGCUGGAGCAGGGCCUGAUGGGCGAGGAAUAUGAUACAGAUCUAAUUCUUGAAUAUGAUGAUUCUGAACUCUACCAAAACUUCCGUGAGUUUUAUGAAGACAUUGUCCCAGAAUUCAAAGAUAUUGGUCAAGUGGUUCAGGUGAAAGUUUGCUGUAACUAUGAGCCCCAUCUCCGUGGAAAUGUCUACAUUCAGUACAGAAGAGAAGAUGAUGCUGCCUCAGCCUUUGUACAGUUCAAUGGUAGAUUUUAUGGUGGAAAGCAGCUGUCCUGUGAAUAUGUUACUAUCGUGAACUGGAAAUCAGCUAUUUGUGGUUUGUUUGGCAGUGGACGAUGCCCCAAAGGGAGAAACUGUAACUUCCUGCAUGUGUUCAAGAAUCCUGGCAAUGAAUUUUGGGAAGCAGAUCGUUAUGACAGAUAUAAACAAAGAAACUCACAAAGUUCAAACAGAGAAUGGUCUGAGAGGUCAUCAAGUAGAAGGCAAAGAAAUAGGUCAAGAGAGAGAAGAAGAAGCAAGUCAAGAGAAAGAGAAAGAAGGAGAAGCAAAUCAAGGUCAAGAGAAAGGAGGAGAAGCAGAUCAAGGUCAAGAGAAAGAAAGAGAAGCAGGUCCAGAGAAAGAAGGAGAAGCAGGUCACCUAAUGGUGGAAGGUCAAAUAGGUCAAGAUCAUCAUCAAAAGACAAACUUAAUGAAUCAAACAGAAAGAAAAGGUCAAGAAAUCACUAUUCCAGGUCGAGAUCCAGGAGCAAAACUAGAGACAGAUUGAAAUCCAGAGAGAAACGGUCUGCUUCAAGGUCAUUGUCCAGAGGUCGAUCAAGGUCACCAAGGAUGAGAAAGAAACGUUCUGAUUCAAGGUCACACUCCAGAGGUCGAUCACAUUCACUGAAGUCAAAGUUGAGCAAGAAAUGGUCUUUUUCAAGGUCCCUGUCUAGAGGUCGAACAAGGUCUCCAUUGAAGUCUAAGUAUCAAAAUGAAAGAAAAGAUUCCAAGGUAGAGGACAUUUGUACUAUAACGGACGAUAUUGCUCAGAGUGAAAAUCAAUUAGUGUCAAAAUUUGAAGAAAAUGUUGAAAGACUUGAAAACAACAGAAAUGAACAAAGUUUAGAAACAGAAGUAAGAAAUGACUUACAGGAAAACAGCAAUAGUUCAGAUUCGGAGAUAUCAACUAAAAAUCGUCAUCACAAAGACAAAAAACAUAAACAUAAGAAGAAACAUAAACAUAAAAAACAUAAAGUCACAUUAUAAUGGAUAGAGGCUUCUUGAAUUAACCAUAUCAUCUGUCAGUUUUUCACAGUAGAUUUAUAGCUGUAACACCUCUCACAACCAAUAUUUUGUUUACUCUUUUUGUUAAACAAAUAAGGCCUUAAAAAUACCUGUGUUUCCACUAACCCUAGCUACCAACACACCAAAGAUAUGAGCUAUAGUACCAUUACUGUGAAAAAAAGCUAAAUAGGGUUUAUAGGUACAUAAGUUAAAAGUGUAAUCUUUCAGAAAUAUCUUGUUGUAAACCAACUCCAAAUUAUUGUUUAUUAAAAGUAUGUGUUGUGAAGAGCUCAUUUGGAAAGGAAGAAGCCUGUUUAGGGUUAGGUAGCACAUUCCUAUAAUGGUAUUAUCCGUCCUAUCAACUAUAGUAUACUGAUGGUGGAUAUGGUUUUAAAGCAAAUGCUCUGUGAUGACUCCUUUACGCAUUGCUGGACUUUUUGGUUCCCACUUGGAACUCUCUAGACUAGAAGUCAUACUUUGCCAAUUAAAUAAUGUAUUAAAGUCAGUGGACCAAAACUUCUGAAAUUUGA
Pecten maximus is the source of this 2465-nucleotide messenger RNA. Its product is annotated as U2 small nuclear ribonucleoprotein auxiliary factor 35 kDa subunit-related protein 2-like. Gene Ontology annotation, molecular function: metal ion binding; pre-mRNA 3'-splice site binding. Gene Ontology annotation, cellular component: spliceosomal complex; U2AF complex. The coding region runs from base 43 to 1917 and encodes 624 amino acids. NCBI's taxonomy places the organism in Eukaryota, Metazoa, Mollusca, Bivalvia, Pectinida, Pectinidae. The transcript is spliced from 10 exons. Gene Ontology annotation, biological process: mRNA splicing, via spliceosome. The record is from RefSeq and is a predicted model, not a curated record.